Molecule: messenger RNA, 1505 nt
Organism: Argiope bruennichi
Lineage: Eukaryota; Metazoa; Arthropoda; Arachnida; Araneae; Araneidae
Gene: meigo
Product: solute carrier family 35 member B1-like
Exons: 8
Coding region: 42-1094 (350 amino acids)
Biological process (GO): UDP-galactose transmembrane transport
Cellular component (GO): Golgi membrane; endoplasmic reticulum membrane
Molecular function (GO): UDP-glucose transmembrane transporter activity; UDP-galactose transmembrane transporter activity
Source: RefSeq, a predicted model, not a curated record
UAGACUUGGUAGUGCAAGCCGACGCCGUAGCAGACGAUACCAUGAGGAAAGAUUCAAUCGUCAUCGUUGCCGACGACCCUUCGAAAGUUACAGACGAGUUGCUUCCGAAGGAUGUCAAUGAGGUAAACGUGGUUGCGGACAACAGAAUGACAUCAAAUAAAAAAGUUUUCAUCUAUGCGGCAGGAAUUUUCGUCUGCUACUUUUAUUUCGGAAUUUUGCAAGAGAAAAUAACACGGAGCACAUAUGGAGAAAGUGACAAAUUUACUUACACAUCAACUUUGGUGUUUGUCCAAUGUGUUGUCAAUGCCUUAUUUGCUAAAAUCAUGUUACAUACAUUCAUGCGUCAGGGUGAGGAUCCGACGCGGCAGCUUUAUUAUGCCAUCUGUGGCUUAUCCUACCUCGGUGCAAUGGUCUCAUCUAACAUGGCAUUGCAACAUGUUAACUACCCGACUCAGGUUGUGGGGAAAUCUUGCAAGCCUAUCCCUGUAAUGAUCCUAGGUGUAUUGAUAGGAAAGAAAAGGUAUCCUUUUGCUAAAUACUGCUAUGUGUUCAUGAUCGUUGUAGGAGUGUGUCUCUUUAUGUAUAAAGAUAAACCAGCUGUCUCUGAAGUGGAUGAUGAUUCUCCACUUCUAGGCAUGGGAGAGAUUCUUUUGCUGAUCUCUUUGACCUUAGAUGGUAUCACAGGGGCCAUUCAAGAUCGAAUGAGGGCUGAAUAUCAAUCCAAAUCUGGACACAUGAUGUACAACAUCAAUCUCUGGUCUACACUUGUGUUGGGAAUAGUUGUAUUUGUUACGGGAGAGAUCUGGGGCUUUCUGAUGUUUGUAGAGAAGUACCCUUAUGUCAUGUACAACAUGCUAGGGUUCUCAAUAAUGAGUGCUCUAGGGCAGGUAUUUAUCUACCUUGUGGUUAGUGAAUUUGGACCUCUUCUCUGUUCCAUCAUCACAACCACACGUAAAUUCUUCACGGUCCUUGGUUCUGUUUUCCUCUUUGGAAAUACAUUGAUACCUAGGCAGUGGCUAGGCACAGCACUUGUCUUCACAGGUUUAACACUGGACGGUGUUUAUGGAAAACAAAAUCCAUCAAAGAAGAAGUAGUCUUUCUACAUAUUAGGAAACUUAAUUUAAUUGUGAAGGGAAUGUUUUUAUGAAUCUUUACCCCAAAAAAGGAAACAAAGCUCAAAAGAAGAAGAAAAAAAGGUUUCUUGUGAUAACCUCUUGUUGUGCCUGAUAUAAUUGAGCAAAGGAUUGAUCAAAUCUCAAAAUAGUGACAGUGAUUGUUUUUGCAUCCCAAAGACCUCCGCACAAGGAAAAGCAAGAUAAAAAGAUCCUUUCUUUUGCCGCAUUUUGUAGAUGAAGAUCUCUUGUGCAUCGUCAUAAUUUAAUACUGUCUCAGUUUUUAAUUUUGACGUUUAUAUUCUCUACCUGAAGUUUUUGUUAUAUAUUUAUUUAUUGAAAGAUAACUUGUAAAUAUCAUUAUAAUAAAUUGUUUGGAGUAUUUUUUGUUGA